This is a messenger RNA of Hepatospora eriocheir, 282 nucleotides long. The record is from the annotation of a GenBank genome assembly. NCBI's taxonomy places the organism in Eukaryota, Fungi, Microsporidia, Hepatosporidae.
AUGAAUCCCAAGAGUGACUUUUUUACUAGUUUGGUAGUAAAUAAACCGAAAUCAGAUAAAAUUUCUGUCUUGGUUUGUCUUAAAAUUCAUAAAUUAAACUUUUCGACAAAUUUUUUAUCUUUAGGCAAGAUUCUUUAUAAUUUUUAUCAUAAAGCAAGAAUAAUUGAGAUUUUAAUACAUCAAACAAUAUUUCUAGUCGUCUUAAAACAAAUUUCUUUUCCUAAUGAUUUUUCAUUCUUUAUUAUAUUAUUCUCAAAAGUUUUACUAACUUGUCUUUUAUAA